AAUACAUACCAUUCACGCAAGAAUUACAUGCACACAGACACGUGUACGUAAACACACAUACACACAUACACACACACGCGCGCGCGCGCCGUCUGUUGCAACAUGGUGAAACAACCACUGCACCUGUGCACGCCACUGUUGCUCUCGUCCACACUUUCUGGUCGAUGCCAACGCGAUGUGUACCUCAAGCUGGAAUGUGUGCAACCGGGAGGGUCUUUCAAAGUGAGAGGUCUUGGUCGAAUGAUACAGAAGGCACAGAGUAAGGGGUUCUCAAAGAUUGUGUGCUCCAGCGGCGGCAAUGCAGGAAUGGCUGCUGCGUAUUGUGGGAAGUCCCUGGAGAUGCAGACAUACAUCUUCGUCCCCUCCACCACACCCAAGUACAUGCGCGACAGACUGCAGGCUAUCGGUGCUGAGGUUGUGGUGGCAGGUGAUGUGUGGGAAGAGGCCGACCUUAAAGCCAGACAAAUGGUCGACGCAGCGCCCACUAGGGCACUCUACGUGCCGCCGUUCGAUCACGCGGACAUCUGGGAAGGACAUGGCACUGUAGUGCAUGAAAUCAAACAGCAACUGCCGCAAGGAGUGGUCCCAGCCGCUGUGGUGGUGUCAGUGGGAGGAGGCGGUCUAUUCAAUGGCGUCGCACAAGGCCUUGAAUCGUCCGAUUGGUCGCACGUGCCUAUAGUCGCUGUGGAGACCAAAGGCGCUGAGAGCUUUAAUGCCAUGACCAAAGCACGUGCACUGGUGCGCAUCCCAGCCAUCACGUCACUCGCCAAGUCACUCGGCGCUAACUGCGUGUCACAGCGGUCACUGGACAUUGUGCUGUCGGGCAGACCGGUCAAAAGCAUGGUAGUAUCUGACCGACAGGCUGUGCUAGCCGUAGAAAGCUUUCUGAAUGACGAGAGACUGCUGGUGGAGCCUGCGUGUGGGGCUUCGCUUACCAUUGCGUAUAAUGAGAGCCUUCUGACCGAAGCAAUGAAAGACAACACGUCGACUGGCCCGAUAGUGAUUAUUGUAUGUGGCGGCAAUGCUGUUACACUAGAUGCGUUGCGCACGUGGUUAGACACAACGGCGUGAGUGUAGUAGAAAACUAGCCAGGAAAAUUAGAUUAGUUAAGAGUCUAAAUAAAGUUUCAGUGGUGAUAGGCUCAAUAUUGGGCGCGAACACAACCAA
Molecule: messenger RNA, 1167 nt
Organism: Sphaeroforma arctica JP610
Lineage: Eukaryota; Ichthyosporea; Ichthyophonida
Exons: 7
Coding region: 103-1071 (322 amino acids)
Biological process (GO): L-serine catabolic process; L-threonine catabolic process
Molecular function (GO): threonine deaminase activity; L-serine ammonia-lyase activity
Source: RefSeq, a predicted model, not a curated record